Molecule: messenger RNA, 2241 nt
Organism: Symbiodinium sp. CCMP2592
Lineage: Eukaryota; Dinophyceae; Suessiales; Symbiodiniaceae
Source: the annotation of a GenBank genome assembly
AUGGCCGGCUUGCGGAAUGCCAUCCAGGUGUUGGAUCUGUUUCGUGUGAUGCCAAGCGAAUCAACGUCCCCCUCGCUCUACCAGCAGCGGCGCACGUUGAGGAGUCAGUGUCUUUCACUGGCGAGGCCGGCCGUUGCCCUUGCAUUCCUGGUUCUUUCGCCGCCGACAGCAUCAGCGGAAUUCAUCCUUCACACCCCGGGUGCUGACAAGUGUCCCUCAAACACAAGUUCUCCCACACCAUCCGAGUGCGGAACUGAAGUUGCCCAAGCUCUUGCAGCUAGGGGUUACCAGCAUGUGGGUGUGAGGUUCCGUCCCUUUGAUCCCGAAGGUUGCAUGGUAAACCUCAGGACAAGCGAGCUUUACUACAAUAACUUGCCGGGCCCGCGGAGUGGAGAAGGCCACUCCGCCGCGAGUGUCGUUUGCCAGUCAUCCUCCUCAUCUUCGGUGGCCAGCCUUCUUUGCAUGAUUGGGGGAAGUGUCGUCGGAUUCUUCGUGCUUGUUUGCUGCUGUAUCACUUGCGCGAACACAGAGCCGGAAGAUUCAGGUGGACCGCCGGCCGUGGCCAUCGGCAAAGCGAUGCUGCGUUCGGACAGUGGGGAGCUGGCAGAGCCGCUGAACGAGACGGCGAUGAAGAGCCUUCCAAAGUACUGGACCGGAUGCCGGGAGAGCGAGGAUGACUUGGGCUUCGACAACCUUACGUAUGUUCAGCAUGAGCAUACGGAAGUCUUCCAGGAGUUGGUCAACUACACCUACCGGCAGAUACCGACACAAGAUCGUUUAUGCCCAACGGGCAAGCACGACAAGACCAGGGGUGGAUGCCCCUGUGUGCAGCCUGGCGGUGACCCUGGCCUACCUACGGGCUACCAGAUCAAGCGUGUUAUCCGUGUGGAAAACUCCGCGAUGUUCACUCGCUACAUCGAUAGAUGCGACCGGAUCAGAACGUCGCGUUCGACUUGUAAACCUCCGGACCCCGAGAUUUUCACACAUGCUGCCAUGAAAGCCUGCAGUGGAUUGACCGACGUCUUGUGCGAUGUGGAUGACAGCAUCAACGAGGUUUACCUUUGGCACGGAACGCCAGUUCGGACCGGCUUGGCCAUUGCUCAAAGUGAUUUCAGCCUCAAUUUUGCCGGUUCGGGUGCGGGCACGAUGUACGGGAAGGGCUUGUACUUCUCAGAGAGCUGCACCAAGGCCGACGAGUACGCCUUAAAUGAGCCUCGUGGUCACUACGACGGCGUGAGGGGCUUACUCCUAUGCCGCGUAUGUCUGGGCAACUUCCACUACACCUUGGAUCGCGAGCCAUCCGCCAUUGACAAGUACGUGAAUGGCAAGUGUGACAGUACGAUCGGAGACCGCACAAAAGCCGCGAACACUUACCGAGAGAUGGUCGUGUACGAUCGAGACCAGGUAUAUCCAGAAUAUUUGGUCCUCUACGAGCGCCUGCACAGGGGCGAGCCUCCUCAGUUGCUGCCGAAGGAUGUGCCGUUCUUGCUGGAGUUGCCGCUGUAUUGGAGGAAUGUCAGCCGCAACCCGUAUACUGAGAGCUUCCGCCAACAUUGGUUUGUGAAGCCAAUGAUCCGCGAGCUCAUCCAGCGAUUGGCCAAUGGUUCCUAUGGGCGCGACGGAGCAGCGCCGAAGGUGCUGCGGGCAAGGCGCAUCGAGGACUCAGUCCUUUGGUGUCGUUACAUUGACUGGAAGCGAUCUUUAGGCGCGAGUGUCAAGACCAAGGGUGAACUCCAGUGUACACCUCCAAACCAGCUGAACGGAAAUCCGGAAUCCAGCAACACGCUUGCAGCAACGAUCUUGGCAGAGUUCCACGGCGACGAAGCCAUCUCGGUGGAGAACAUGGCGCCGGGUUUGAACGAGACACUUUUGUGGCACGGCACAUCGCAAGAGGCAGCGGAUGCCAUCGCUGAGACAGGUUUCCAGGUCAAGACGAGCGGCGCGCACGGUCGUCGUUUCGGCAAUGGGGUCUAUCUCGCGGAGGAUUUGAAGAAAAGUCUCAGCUAUUGUACCUCAAGCUGUACUUCAAAUGGCAACGUGAAACAUGUCCUACUCUGCCGAGCAGUCUGUGGUGACAUUUACUACACUGAGGAGAGCUCGAACCAUGAGGCGACAAGUGAAGCUUCAAAGCUGGGGAAGCAUUGCGUACUUGCGCAUCCAGAACGUUCUGGCCCCAGAGAGUUCAUCGUCUUGAAGCCGGCACAUGUGUAUCCGGAGUAUAUCGUGGAGUUUCAAGAUUGA